AUGUUGAUUAGUUUAAUUCGAUUAAACAUUGCAAAUCAAGAAGAAAAAAAUAAAUUAAUCACAGAAUUAGAAAAAUUACGUGUUCAUUUAAGAAGAGGAUUCGAAGAAGAAAUUAUUAUGAAUCAGGAUGGCACAACAAUAUAUGUAGAUACAAUUAAUCACUGCUUACUUUAUGCCUUUGGUGAAUGUUAUGAACAACAUACAAAUCGAUGUGUAGCAUGUGAUCGGCUAUUUGAAUUUAUUCAAUAUCUUAUGACAAAUCUCAAGGAACAUUAUUCAACUAUUGAAGAAUGCCAUGAAGGUGAAAAAAUACAAACUGCAAUAGCUGACUUAGAAGGAACUUCGGUUGCAAAUAUAGAACCUAUACGUAAUAACCACAAUGUUAAAACAAUUGCUGGUAUUACUCAAUUGUUUUAUUUUGAAUGGCCAAUUAAUGGUGAUUAUACCAGAUAUAUACGAGCACGAUGCUUACCACAUACUGGAUCAUGGUCACAGUUUUCACCUUUUGAAAUAUCAAAACUAACUACAAUACCUGUAAACAAACCAACACCCAAUAUUACUCCUCAUUCGAUUCCAAAAAAUCUAUGGAAUUUUUCAUUAUCUCGAAAACAAGAACAAUGUAAUAAUCCAAUUUAUUCAUUAUUAGAUGUAGAAGAAGUAUUCGAAUUAAAAAGAGGUUGGGCGUUAAAAAGUAAUCAGAAAUAUGGAAAAAGAGGAGCAGGAAAACGAAUGACAAGCACAGUAAAAUCUUACCUUGAAGGUUAUUUUUUGGCGGGUAAUGUGAAUAAAACAGAUCGAAUGACAGCAAAAGAUAUGGUAGAGCAACUUCAAAUUCUUGCAGAAGAAGGUGAAAUUCUGGUUGAGGAUAUUCCUGAAGUAACGAAGGUUGCAAAAUGGAUUCCACGAUAUGCAGCAAGUCUAAAAAGACAUACAGCAGAGACUGCAAUAGAAGAAAGCAAUACCACUGGAGAUCUUAAUAAUAGUAAUCAAGGAACAAGAAAACCUAAUAGCGAAAAAGGUAAAAAAGUUGUUUGUUACGAUAAUAAUGGUGAGACUGUAGUGAAACGGCAGAAAAGAGCAAGAUUUUGA
Molecule: messenger RNA, 1089 nt
Organism: Racocetra persica
Lineage: Eukaryota; Fungi; Glomeromycota; Glomeromycetes; Diversisporales; Gigasporaceae
Source: the annotation of a GenBank genome assembly